UCCAAGCCAAUAGCCAGACAGAGAGCGACUGCCCUGGCCCUUCCUCCUUUCAGAUGCCACCAUUCACCCAUGCAAGAGGAGGGGCUGGAAUUUUGCAGGGGAAGCAUCGACUUGCCAUAGUGCUGAAAUUGAGGAGUUCUUAAAAGCCUUGUUCUUUCUGAGAUAGUGUUAGCUGCUCAACAGGUCUCCAGCACAGGGGAAGAUGUCUGCACUGAGUCCUAAUUCACUCUUUGGGAUGGGGAAUCCCUUGCUGGACAUCUGUGCUGUGGUGGACAAAGAUUUCCUGGACAAAUACACACUGAAGCCCAAUGAUCAAAUCCUGGCAGAGGACAAGCAUAAAAUGAUGUUUGAUGAGCUGGUGAAUAAGUUCAAAGCAGAGUACCACGCUGGGGGAGCGACACAAAACUCCAUAAAGGUCGCUCAGUGGAUGAUCCAGGAGCCUCAUAAUGUUGGCACCUUCUUCGGCUGCAUCGGCAAAGACAAGUUUGGAGAGAUUCUGAAGAAGAAAGCGGAGGAGGCUCACAUUGAUGCCCACUACUACGUGCAAGACGUGGAGCCCACAGGGACAUGCGCCGCGUGCAUCACUGGAGCGAACCGGUCACUGGUGGCUAACCUGGCUGCUGCUAACUGUUAUAAAAAGGAGAAACAUUUGGAUCUGGAGGAGAAUUGGAAGUUGGUGGAAAGCGCUAAAGUGUACUACAUUGCUGGUUUCUUCCUCACUGUGUCUUUGGAGUCCAUGCUGAAAGUGGCCAAGCAUGCGUCGGAAAACAACAAACUGUUCUGCCUCAACCUGUCUGCACCUUUCAUCUGCCAGUUCUUCAAGGACCACCUCAAGCAGGUCCUGCCCUACGUGGACGUGCUCUUCGCCAAUGAGACGGAGGCAUCUGCGUUUGCCAAAGAGCAAGACUUUGAGACCAAAGACAUCAAGGAGAUUGCCAAGAAAGUGCAGGCUCUGCCCAAAGUCAACACAAAGAGACACAGGAUUGUUGUCUUCACUCAGGGGAAGGAUGAAACUGUGAUGGCGCUCAGUGACAAAAUUGAGACCUUCCCAGUGUUGGCGAUUGAUCCCAAAGAUAUCGCAGACACAAAUGGUGCCGGUGAUGCCUUUGUUGGAGGUUUCCUGUCUGGAUUGGUCCGAGACAAACCACUGACCCAAUGCGUGAGGGCGGCACACUACUCUGCCAAUGUCAUCAUUAGAAGAUCAGGUUGCACUUUCCCAGAAAAGCCUGAUUUUGUCUAAGGAUGCUCUUUUUACCAGUAUAAUUUUACACAAAGUGUUUUCAGCCCUGUUGUACCCCAUCGGUUAAUUUGUCUGAUUUCUUAUGAGUGGUCUGCUCCCUGCCUCCUAUGUGGGCAUGACUUGGUUUUUCCACAUGGUGGCACUGCAGGUAUGUGGCCUCCAGUGAGUGAUUACACACACACACACACACACACAAAAUGUACCCCGGUACUUGAGCAUCUGUGGAUGUGCUCAACAAAACACUUAAAGUGUCCACAUGACAUAUUGAAGUACCCUUGUGGUCCAACAUGUGUCCAUUUCAGUCUACAAAUCCAGCGUGUGAACACGACAAGAUUGUCCAGGGCCACUUGUCUUGAUGACUCUAAAGUAAAUUGUUUAUAUAAAACAGUCAACCAUCCACACUCUUUCAAUUUCUUUUAAUACUUUCUAAUUCUCUUUUUACAAAUGUGUGAUUAAUAAGGCCAGUCAAUUUAAAUAAUACAUUUUAAAAAAACAUUAUUAUCAAAUGUCAUGUCAGCCUCCAUCAUGAGUGCCUUUCUGUGUCAUUAAUACAAAGUUUCCAGAGACUUCAAACUGUUUUGUCACCAGGAUGUAAAAGGAUUGGUGCAUGUACACUGGUACUGUUGAAAAGUUAAGACAUUUAAACACUUUUUGUGGGCAUACUGGUGGUGGAGUACCUCGUACCUCAACACUCGGCUUUAACUUUAACUGACAGUGAAUACUUGUGAUGUAAUGCAAGCUUCUCUUUUCACGUUUCUGUGUUUAAUUUGGUUGAAGUCAAUCUAUACUUGAAUACAGUUCACCUUGACAAUUUAUUUUUGCACUAUCUUGAAUUUACAAUCCAUCAAACGAUAUUCCUCUUUUUCACAAAUGACAAAAGUCUUCAAGUGACUGUGUGAUGCCUAACGCGGAUAAAUAAAACUAAAGGCUCAUUUACUGAA
Molecule: messenger RNA, 2181 nt
Organism: Doryrhamphus excisus (bluestripe pipefish)
Lineage: Eukaryota; Metazoa; Chordata; Actinopteri; Syngnathiformes; Syngnathidae
Product: adenosine kinase-like
Biological process (GO): purine ribonucleoside salvage; purine nucleobase metabolic process
Cellular component (GO): nucleus; cytosol
Molecular function (GO): adenosine kinase activity
Source: RefSeq, a predicted model, not a curated record